AUAAAAUUACGUCAUGAAGAAAAUCCUUCUGAUAAGUCUUGUUAUCGUACUGUCAUAUUAGACAGUAGAGUAUAACACAUUUGACGAACCGUUUGCAAAACACUUGUUUUACUUAACAUCAGCAAGUUAUUGCAGCGAACAACACAUAAGGAAUUGGAACUGCGGGAAACCAUGCAAAGAACUCAAACCAAUCACUGACGUCACGAUCUUCGUUAAUGCAACAAAUGAGAAUGCAGGAUACGGUGCAUAUCAUCCUGAAACUGACGAAAUCUAUUUAGUUUUCCGAGGAACCUUACCAUGGAGUAUCACUAAUUGGAUUGAGGAUAUUGACUUCAUCAAGACAGAUUAUCCUUAUUGUCCCAACAAUUGUUAAGUUCAUAGGUAUUUUGAAAAUGUAUUUAUAUCAUUCUAGAGGUUUCUAUUAUUCUUUCCUUGGAAUUUAAGAUUAAGUUUUGAACACUUUGAAAUCAUUAACCAAGAAGUAUCCCCUCGCCAAGAUAACCAUUACAGGCCAUAGUUUGGGAGGAGCUUUGGCUCACCACGCUCUGGUUUAUUUGGCAACUGUAUUAUUUUACAUUUAUGUCAGAGAGGAUUUACUAUUAGCAAAUUCUAUACUUUUGGAUCCCCAAGAGUUGGUGACAAGAACUUCUUUACUUACGUUAACUAACAACUAUUCCCAGGACCUAAAUUUAGAGUCACUCAUAAUCAUGAUCCAGUCCCUCAUCUUCCAGCUCUCAUUUAAGGAUUCCAUCAUGUGAAUCAAGAAGCUUAUUAUAAGGACUACUUGUUGGUUAUUCACAAGAAGUAAUAAAUUAAUAGAUUUUUAGAGUUUAAUUAUGUAAUGACAGUCUCAAAGAAGAUGACAGUUGCUCAAACGCUAAUCUAGUCGACUUAUCUGUAUCUGAUCAUGCCAAUUACAUGGGUUACGACAUGACAUUAGAAUUACUCACUUGUUAGUGAUUUAAUUUAAAUUUUAUA
This is a messenger RNA of Paramecium octaurelia, 978 nucleotides long. NCBI's taxonomy places the organism in Eukaryota, Ciliophora, Oligohymenophorea, Peniculida, Parameciidae. The record is from the annotation of a GenBank genome assembly.